CACGCGCCCGCCCAAUAUUGUCCGACGACGAUCGAAGCCCACCGACAACCCUUCCGCCCACCGACUACCGACGCCGACAACUCGAAGGAAACGACAUCAGUUUAAUCGCACUCCUUCGUCGAUCUAAUCACAAUGGCCCCUAUUUCCUACUCCAAGACCUACAAGGUUCCCAGGCGUCCCUUCGAGUCCGCGCGUCUCGAUGCCGAAUUGAAGACCGUCGGUGAAUACGGUCUGCGCAACAAGCGUGAGGUGUGGCGUGUCCAGCUCACCCUGUCCAAGAUUCGUCGUGCUGCCCGUCAGCUUUUGACCCUGGACGAGAAGGACCCCAAGCGUCUGUUCGAGGGUAACGCCUUGAUUCGCCGUCUCGUACGAGUCGGUGUCCUGGACGACCAGCGCAUGAAGCUCGAUUACGUCUUGGCCCUUCGCGUCGAGGACUUCUUGGAGCGUCGUCUCCAGACUCAGGUCUACAAGCUCGGUCUCGCCAAGUCCAUCCACCACGCCCGUGUCCUGAUCCGUCAGCGUCACAUCCGUGUCGGCAAGCAGAUCGUCAACGUCCCUUCGUUCGUCGUCCGUCUCGACUCGCAGAAGCACAUCGAUUUCGCUCUGAGCUCGCCCUUCGGUGGUGGACGCGCCGGUCGCGCUCAGCGCAAGAAGGCCAAGGCCGCUGAGGCCAAGAACGAUGGUGGUGAUGAGGAGGAUGAUGAGUAGAUAUUUUCAAUGACCUACUCAUAAAUUCUAUACCUCUGAGCAAAAGUUGUGUUUUACUCGUUUCGAUGAUGUACUAGUAAUCCCGUGAUCAGAAAGGAGAUGGAAAUGAACCAUAGUUGCAUCGGAAGUCCCAU
Messenger RNA from Tricharina praecox, 842 nucleotides. RefSeq lists its product as uncharacterized. Gene Ontology annotation, molecular function: rRNA binding; structural constituent of ribosome. The transcript has 4 exons. Bases 133 to 708 code for a protein of 191 amino acids. Gene Ontology annotation, biological process: positive regulation of translational fidelity; translation. The record is from RefSeq and is a predicted model, not a curated record. Gene Ontology annotation, cellular component: cytosolic small ribosomal subunit. Lineage: Eukaryota; Fungi; Ascomycota; Pezizomycetes; Pezizales; Pyronemataceae.